UCGUUCGUGUCGUAGAUAUUGAGCAUCAGGAGCUCCUAAGCAAGGGGAAUGAUUAUGUUCUGUCUGAGUACAUGCUGGAGUGGGUGAUUGGACUACAGUUGAGGUGCAGAAAGCCGUGGACGGAUUGUACACAUAUGUACAUUCCAGUGAUCGCGAACUCACACUGUUUUUCGGUGGAGAUCGUAUUUGCUGAUUCCACCAUAUAUGUGUACGACUCUGAUCAUAGCUGUCUGACACAAAGUCAAUUGGAGCAAAUACUGGAGCCAUUGGCUGUGAUUGUGCCCAUGAUGGUUAGUCAUGCGAUGAUUCGAGUAAAUGAUAGAUUAGCCAUUGUGCGGAACACGACGACUGCGAGACAAGAAAGAUCGGGUGACUGUGGCAUAUUUGCAAUCAAGUACAUAGAGUUCUUGAGCAUUGGUCGCAAUAUUGAUACAACAAAUCAGUCUUGGAUUGAUAUGUGGAGGCAUAAAUUAGCUUGCGACUUGUAUGAAUAUAACUGUGAUCCUUA
This is a messenger RNA of Olea europaea var. sylvestris, 508 nucleotides long. RefSeq lists its product as uncharacterized. Gene Ontology annotation, molecular function: cysteine-type peptidase activity. The transcript is spliced from 2 exons. Gene Ontology annotation, biological process: proteolysis. NCBI's taxonomy places the organism in Eukaryota, Viridiplantae, Streptophyta, Magnoliopsida, Lamiales, Oleaceae. The annotation marks the transcript as partial. The record is from RefSeq and is a predicted model, not a curated record.